This is a messenger RNA of Iphiclides podalirius (scarce swallowtail), 1038 nucleotides long. NCBI's taxonomy places the organism in Eukaryota, Metazoa, Arthropoda, Insecta, Lepidoptera, Papilionidae. The record is from the annotation of a GenBank genome assembly.
AUGGCUGGAACUUUAAUUCGUUCCCUAUUUACCAAUUUAUCCCUUUACGGGACUAAUAGUGCAAACUUGAGAUCGAUUCAUACCUCUACCGUGUAUUACGCGGCGCGGAAAGGCACCAGAGCCAAAGCUCGUGCUAAAAAAGUAAAAGUUGAAGUCACCAAAAUUGGAUUCAUUCCACACAAUCAAAGAAAAAAGGACAAAGUUACCAAAGUUGUUGACAAGCAUAUUGAUGACUCCUUCAAGCAGGUGUCUAAGGACAAUGUUUUCCCAAUGCGUUACUAUCGUUGGGUUGUUUAUACUGCGGAAGAUGCAGUUAAAGCACACCAAGAGACACACCAUCCAACCAUGUACAAUAUGCCUGAUGCCCUGGUCUAUGCCAGGGUGGAAAUGAACAUGCAAGCUGUUAAAAAGAACCGUUUUCUGGACAAUUUUAUGCGACUUACACUGCUACCAAACAUCUUUCCGCGAGAUGAGGAAAGAACCAUUCUUGCAUUCUGCAAAGGUCCAGAGCUCAUUAAGCAAGCUUUAGAGUCUGGAGCUACAACAGUGGGAGCAACAGAGAUUGUCAAGAAAAUUCAGGAUGGUGAGAUAAAACUGGCAGACUACGACUUUGUCAUAGCUCAUCCUAACAUGGUAACAGAUUUAGUACCCAUUCGUGGCCUCAUGAAGCGUAGGUUUCCAAACGUACGCAGUGGCACGUUGGACCCAGAUAUUUGCGGACUGAUUAAAAAGUUCGCUGCUGGUAUACAAUACAGGGUAGUGAAAGACGAACAGCAGGAGAACUUUGGCUCUACUGAGGUACCUGUAGGCAGGUUAAAUAUGGAUGCAAAGCAAGUUUCUGAGAAUGUUGACGCCCUUCUUAAAGAUAUCCAGUCAGCAAGACCAAAGAGGGAUGGACUCUUCAUUACAAGGUGCCUGAUUGUCAGUCCACCAUCGACGGAAAGAUUGAAAAUCGAUCCGUUCGUGCACGUUGAACGUACAUUAUCUAAAGAAGUUCAAGAUGAUAGCGAUGAUGAAGAAGUUGUGGCUGCGACUGCU